This is a messenger RNA of Budorcas taxicolor (takin), 2439 nucleotides long. RefSeq names its product ADAM metallopeptidase domain 7 (gene ADAM7). Gene Ontology annotation, molecular function: metalloendopeptidase activity. Lineage: Eukaryota; Metazoa; Chordata; Mammalia; Artiodactyla; Bovidae. Gene Ontology annotation, biological process: proteolysis. Bases 1 to 2439 code for a protein of 812 amino acids. The record is from RefSeq and is a predicted model, not a curated record. Gene Ontology annotation, cellular component: plasma membrane. The transcript has 23 exons.
AUGUGCCCCAGUUUGCCAGAAUCAUUCAGAAUGUUUCCCGGGACUUUAUGUUUCAUGAUUUUACUCAUUUUUCAGAUUAAGGCCCCCCACUUAUGUUCCCUUUUAGGAAAGGUCAUCCUUGGAGUAGAGGGUCAAGAACUGGUUCAUCCUAAAAGGCUUCCUCUGAUUCAGAAGCGAAAUGUUUGGCACAUCCAUGAGGAUGACAUACAGGAAGCUUAUGAAGAAGAAUUGUUGUAUCAACUAAACCUAAACAGAAAAAUCUUAAUAAUUCACCUUCUAAAAUCAAGGGAGCUUUUAGCCUUAAAUUACAGUGAGACGUACUACUCCACAAAAGGAGAGGAAAUCACCAAACAUCCUCAGAUCACGGACCACUGUUUUUACCAAGGAUCUAUCUUACAUGAGUUUGAUUCUGCUGUCAGCAUCAGCACAUGUCAUGGUCUGAGGGGGUUCUUCAGGGUGAGAGAUCAAAGAUAUCUCAUUGAACCAGUGAAAUAUUCAGAUGAGGGAGAACAUUUGGUGUUCAAAUAUGACCCCUUGAUUCAGCAGCCUGCCAAUUAUUCUUGUACAGAGCUCAACUUUACCAGGACAACUAUUCCAAAGGAUAAUACUAAAUCCCUGGAAGAUUCCAAAAUGGAAAGCAAGGAAAAAGAAAAGCAUAUUGAACUAUUCAUUGUUGCCGAUGAUAAUGUGUAUCGCAGAAAUAGUCAACCUCACAGUAGACUGAGGAACCGAGUUUGGGGAAUGGUCAAUUUUGUCAACAUGAUUUAUAAAACCUUGAACAUUCAUGUGACAUUAGUUGGCCUUGAAAUAUGGACAAAUGGAGACAAAAUAGAGGUAGAUUCAAACAUAGAAACUACCUUACUGCGUUUUUCAGCUUGGCAAGAAAUAAUCCUUAAAAAAAGGAAAAAUUUUGAUCACAGUAUGUUACUCAGUGGAAAGUGGCUCUAUGCACAGGCGCAUGGAACUUCUUAUCCAGGGGGGAUGUGCCUGCCCUAUUAUUCCUCCAGUGUUGUUAAGGAUCUUUUACCUGACGUCAGUGCAAUUGCAAGCAGAAUGGCACACCAGUUGGGACAUAACCUUGGGAUGAGUCAUGAUGAUUACCCGUGUACCUGUGCUUUGGAAAAAUGUGUGAUGAACAGUGGUGGAAGUAUUCCUGCACUGAAAUUCAGUAAAUGCAGCAAAACCCAGUACCAGCAAUUUCUCAAGGAUUACAGGCCAACGUGCAUGUUCAAUGUUCCAUUUUCUGACAAGUUUUCUGAUUACCCAUAUUGUGGAAACAACAGAUUGGAUGAUGGAGAGGAGUGUGAUUGUGGCCUUAUUCAGGACUGCACUAAUCCUUGCUGUGAUGCACUCAAAUGUAUGUUGAAGCCAGGGUUUACUUGUGCUGAAGGAGAAUGCUGUGAAUAUUGCCAGAUGAAAAAAGCAGGGUCUAUAUGCAGACCAGCAAAAACUGAAUGUGAUUUCCCUGAGAGGUGCACUGGCCACUCUUCGGCGUGUCCUAAGGACCAGUUCCAAGUAAAUGGAUUUCCUUGCAAGAAUGCAAAAGGCUACUGCUUCAUGGGGAACUGUCCCACCCAUGAUGAUCAGUGCUCUGAAUUGUUUGAUCACGAAGCGAAAUCCAGUUCUGAUAUUUGCUACAAGAUGAAUACAAUUGGAAAUAAAUUUGGAUACUGCAAAAACAAGGGACGCAUAUUAAUUCCUUGUGAAGAAAAAGAUAUCAAAUGCGGAAAGAUAUUUUGCACAGGUGGGCAUCACUCUUCUGUCCUUGGAGAAGAGAAGAUCUACCACCUUAAGAAACAUCUGAAACAGAAUACCAGUGAAUGCAAAACCUUCUAUUUAUACCAUGAUUCUAAGGAUUUUGGCCUGGUGGCACCUGGCACAAAAUGUGGUGAUGGAAUGGUGUGCAGCAAUGGUGAAUGCGUGACUAUUGAAAAGGCCUACAAUUCAACUGAUUGCUCUGCUCAGUGCAAUGAAAAUUCUGUGGAUGAUGGUGAACUUGAGUGUCAGUGCAAGGGAAUUCAGGCAUCUACGGAAUGGGAGGAAACCUUAAAUGUUACCAAUAUCUCCAUCCUGGUGGUCGUGCUUGUCCUGGUUAUUUUUGGUGUUGUGGUUGUCAUAUUACUAAUUCGUUACAAAAAAUGUAUUAGGUUGAAGCAAGUUCAAAGCCCACCUCGAGAAACCCUAGGAGUGGAGAAUAAAGGAUACUUUGGUGAUGAGCAGCAGACAAGGAAUGAGCCCAUCUUACCUGAUAUUCAUCCUCGACAUCAGCAGCGAAGAACCACAGAGUCCUUGGAGAAACUUCCAACCAGCUUCUCCAGUCCGCACUACAUCACUUUGAAAUCUGCAAAUAAAGAGCACAGAGGAAUGGCAAAUUCCAAUUCAAGCGCCCAAAUGAGCUUGAAACUGGAUAUCCAAAAUGGCUGUGCAAGGCUAGGCUGA